AUGGGUAGAGCUCCUAAAGAUUCAGCAAAACCGAAAGGCAAGAUGUCGGCCUAUGCCUUCUUCAUGCAGGCAACACGGGAAGAGAGAAAAAAGAAAAAUCCCGAAGAGUCACUGUCUCUCUCAGAAUUUUCAAAACAGGCUUCCGAAAAAUGGAAGAAUAUGUCAGACAAAGACAAAAAGAAGUACGAAGAGUUGGCUGCCAAGGAUUCAAUGCGGUACAAAGAGGAGAUGGCUGAUUACGUACCGACCAAUGGUGAAAAGAAAAGGAAGAGGGGAAGUAAAGACCCCAAUGCACCAAAGAGGGCACUAUCUGCCUUUUUCUGUUUUUCGAACGAGGAGCGUGCAAAAGUUAAGGCGGAAUUCCCAUCGUUGUCCAUAGGAGAAGUUGCCAAGGAAUUAGGCAAGAGAUGGGAGGUGUGCAAGAAUAAAGAUAAGUACGAAGCCAUGGCGGCAAAGGAUAAAGAGAGAUACGAAAAGGAAAAGGCUUCGUACAAUGGUGGAUCGGGCGCAUCUGCCUCAGCUGCCGCUGCUGCUCCGGCUAAAAAGCAAGCAGUCUCAAAGAAAGCCUCAAAGGCUAAGGCCAAGCCCCCUGCAAAAAAGCGCAGAGCUCAGAAAGAUGAUGACGACGACGAGGAAGAAGAUGAUGAGAACCAUGAAGAUGAGGAAGAUGACGAGGAAGAAGAGGACAGUGAUUAA
Helobdella robusta is the source of this 696-nucleotide messenger RNA. RefSeq lists its product as hypothetical. NCBI's taxonomy places the organism in Eukaryota, Metazoa, Annelida, Clitellata, Rhynchobdellida, Glossiphoniidae. The transcript has 3 exons. Gene Ontology annotation, biological process: regulation of transcription by RNA polymerase II. The record is from RefSeq and is a predicted model, not a curated record. The coding region runs from base 1 to 696 and encodes 231 amino acids. Gene Ontology annotation, molecular function: DNA binding, bending.